GUUUCAUUUUCCCCUUUUGCUUUUUUAAUUCCUCUUUUGGGGUAGAGUUGAUUAUAGUUUUUGAAAGUUCUUGUCGUGAAUCAGGUUUCGCUAUAAACUUUGGGGAUUUGAAUCUUCACUUGAGCUUUCUUUUUCUGUCUUUGACAAUCUAUCUUGCUUCUUUUUUUUCACUUCUUCGGCUUCUUCUUUUCUUUUGGGUCGUGUUCCCUGGAUACCACUUGCCAUCUGCCGCAUUCGGUGCCAUCCGCAGAGUCCCGCAACGGUACUCGUCAAUUGCAUUCCUUGCAUUUUUUUUGAGAUCAGAUCCCAACAAUUUGCCCACGACGCUUGCUGUGGCUAUACUGGUCCUUGAGCUAUAACCUUCUACUCUCGCCCCAGCUAGACCGACUGCUAUCGUAUCUAUAUCGUGAAACCAGGCGCUCCCACGACCCGCCCCUGCGCCUCAACACUCGGCCUAUCCGUCCAUGAUCUACAGAACAUUAACGCUCAAUUAAGUGCUGGUCUCUCGACUCGGCCUCGCUCUUGUCAACCGAGUCCUACGAUUCGUGUUUCGAUCAUUUUCUCCCCGAUCAAAGACAAUUGGACAAUCGGUUUCCAUCCCGAGAUACAAAGGAAAGAAGAAGCACGAUAGUGCAGGUCGAUAGUGCAAAGAAAACCACAUCCGUUCACCAACCGUUAACCAGAGGAGGAGAUUAUCCCUAUCAAAAUGCCUCCGGAUGGCUCGUCCUUCACGACCCUGAAUCUCCCACCAACAUUCACCCUCCCGCAAUGCAUGGAAUACUUCGAACUCACAGCGGGCCCCAACACGGAUCUAUGGCGCAAGCCACCCAACGGCGACACCUCCACCGCCCCAAUCGUCUUCACAUCCCUCCGCCACCCCUUCGUCGUGGCCGAAGUCACCGUCAGCGCCGACUGGGAAAUGGAAUGGGACCAGGGCGGGCUGGUGAUAUUCGCCGGGGCGGCACCACAAUCGUUCGCAUCGGAUACACCGGGUACGGGUAGUGGGCACGUACUCCCCGCGACACGCCGAUCACCCGCCCAACCCCCGUGCAAAUGGGUGAAAGCCGGGAUGGAAUUCUCGUCAGGGACGGUCAAUGCUUCGUCCGUGAGUGCCACGGCCGACGGGGCGGAUUGGUGUUUGUCACCGUUAGUGCAGAGCGUGUCCGGUCCCGCGAUUCAAUCGCUCAGAAUUAAGCUUGAGCGCGUUGGUCAUGCGCUGUGGAUCUGGUAUCAGGUUCCCUCUGCGGCGCCGUACGGGCUGAGUCCUGGGGCGGUGGGGAGUACGUGGAAGAAGUUGAGGGAGGUGACGUGGUUCUUCUAUGGGGUUGAGGAUAAGUUUGUCCAUGUGGGGGUUUAUGCGAGUCGGCCGACGAAUAUUGCGCGAGGGCAGACGAUGUGGGAUGCCAUGCAUGGACUGACGCUGGAGAAUUCAUCGGCGGCUGGGACGUCGGAUGGGUUGGUUGUUGAGUUUGAAGACCUGGAAAUCUUCUAAACUGUCCGAUGGUUUCCUUCAUCUUUUUUUUUUUUUUUUGCUUGUCGACUUUUUCUUCCUUGCGAUCCUCUCUUCGAUGUUAUUUUUUUUCACUUAGGUGAAACCGAUGCUUUGGUCUAUGUGGUGUUUCUGGCUACCCUUGAUGCUUUUGAUACCUUCGUCCUUUCAGCGUUUAAGCAGGCGAGACUUGUGGCAUGAUCGGUGUCGAUUUUGACUUGAAUUUUAAUUCGUUUUUAAGCUUAGAUAUCUCUGGUCAGCAAGUCUAUAAUCUUAAAUGUUUCUCUAAUAGAACCAAUCAACUUGGUUUAAAUUGGAUGAUAACUGCUGCACUCUUCU
Molecule: messenger RNA, 1828 nt
Organism: Penicillium brasilianum
Lineage: Eukaryota; Fungi; Ascomycota; Eurotiomycetes; Eurotiales; Aspergillaceae
Source: the annotation of a GenBank genome assembly